UAAUGAUAUUAAACCAAUUGUUUUAUUAUUAAGGCUAAAGUACUUAAUUAAUAUUAUGUGUCACCCUUUAUGCAAUGAACAAAACAUAAUCUACGUGGAGAUUAAAAAUCGCUGCUUGUGAAUUGCAUCUACAAAAUCGAUUACGCUCGCGGAAACAAGUGACUGUUUGGCGUCCCGUCAAAAACAGCGCGUGAAAGAGGUUGUCUUUUGUGAGAAUGCCUCAAAUCAUGGCAGAGGCGUUUGCAAGAGGACUGCUAGACAAGAUAAUGAUAGAAGUUUUGGACGUUGUAAAUCGCGAUGCAGAGGAUGGAAAAUCCUGGGAACAGCACGUCAAUGAAGAAACAGGCGAUGCUCUGUAUGGUAGACCGCAAGCAAAUGAACAUACACACAUAAAUUACAGCAAGGCCGAGGAGAUAGAUUUGAUCGCAAAGAUAGUUCGCGAUUUACGCGACAUACGAAUCGGAGAUUCGCGUUAUGUACUUCCGCCUUCAUUGUUAGCGUUGGAGAAACAGGUGAAAUGCGCCGCGUGCAAUGUCGACGAUGCGCCACUCACGAAUCCAACGACAACCGACGUCGUCGAAACUCAGCGCACGACCCGAGGUCAAGGCGACACGCACCAGAUUGUACACGCGGCGAUCCUCGAGUCACCGACUGAACCGAUGGAGCCGGUGAAAUUGAAUCGGAAGAAGAAGGAAGGCGAAGCGACCAACGAGGCAACCAACGUGUCCGUUGGUCUGCUACAGCAGCUAAUCGAAGAUAUGGAGAACAAAACGAGUUCAAUCUGCUCCGAAGACGAUGCCCCUUCAGACUCGAUUAGCAAGGAACACAUUGUCGUCUGGGAGGAGAAGAAAGAUCAAUUCGUUAGAACUAUUGAGAGCAAUAAUGAUGACAGACAGAUUACGACGGGAACUCUUCCGAAUAGCGAAUCAAUCGGCCGCUUCCGCGUCGUCGAACUGAAGCACGACGAAGAACUGAGAUCUCAUUCGAGUCAACACGUGGCGUCCACCUCGAGGGAAGUCAACCUCGAAGAAAUUCAGCUCGAGAAACGCAGCUCGAACUCAUUAUCGUCGUUGAAACCAUCACACGACGACGGCACCAAGACCGUGGAUCAGAUACUACCCAUCGAGGACGCGGAGAAGCGAAAAACGUUCAGCGAAUUGACAGUGAAGAAGAAGAAAGGCUUUGGCAGCCGACUGAGGAAACUCUUCCGCGCCGCCUUCGGUCGCCGGAAGAAUUGAUGCUGAGUUCUGAAAGGAAUGCUACCUCGCGAUCUACGUCAAACGGCGACGACUCCCCCGUUCGUUCGCUCAGCAGCAGUCAUGCAUUUUUUUUUUUUAGAGGGAACACGUCCACGAUACAGCGAGUAAAAAUAACCGACCGGAGUAUAGUCAUCGGUCGCGGGUGUCUGCAACUUCGGCGUCCAACGCGAUUUCGGUGCGAUACGUGAAUCAGAAUCUCUAUACAUUCCUGUAUGGUAAUCGCAAGUGUUGUAUACAAAAAUCCGCAAAAUUCUGUAAAAUAUACAUGAUGAUCCCACAUA
Solenopsis invicta (red fire ant) is the source of this 1540-nucleotide messenger RNA. RefSeq lists its product as uncharacterized. Lineage: Eukaryota; Metazoa; Arthropoda; Insecta; Hymenoptera; Formicidae. The record is from RefSeq and is a predicted model, not a curated record. The transcript has 3 exons. The coding region runs from base 216 to 1238 and encodes 340 amino acids.